AAAGUUGUAGAGAACUUAGCCACCUGCUUCCUGUCUUUCCAUAUUGGCAUUUCCUGUUGUGGCUCCACUGAACAGCUGUCACUCUCUUUGUCCUUGAGCAUUGGUCACAUUUUGCCAGAGGUUGGCUUGUAAGUUAAAUGGGUAUAGAUGUAACUCUGUUAGUUCUGCCACAUGACCUUUAAAGUGUUUGAGCACUGCUAUUAUGUCUCCUAUUUAAGUCUUCACUUUUCAGAGCUAAAUGUUUUUAUUUUUCUUUUUUUUUUUAAAGAUAUUAUGGAGAGAGAUGGGGUCUCAUAUGUUGCCUAGGCAAACUCCUGGCCUCAAGUGAUUCUCCUUGCCUUAGCCUCCAAAAGUGCUGGGUUUAUAAGCAUGAGCCACCAUGCCCCAGCCAUUUUAAUUUCUGUUAGCUUUUUCUUAUUUCUUCACCCUUCUGGUUGUUCUUGUAAGUGAGCUUAGUUUAUUCUUUUUUUUUUUUUUUUUUUUUUUUUUUUUUUUUUUUGAGACGGAGUCUCGCUCUGUCGCCCAGGCCGGAGUGCACUGGCGCAAUCUCGGCUGACUGCAAGCUCUGCCUCCCGGGGUUCACGCCAUUCUCCUGCCUCAGCCUCUCCGAGUAGCUGGGACUACAGGCGCCUGCCACCACGCCCGGCUAAUUUUUUUGUAUUUUUAGUAGAGACAGGGUUUCACCGUGGUCUCGAUCUCCUGACCUCGUGAUCCGCCCGCCUCGGCCUCCCAAAGUGCUGGGAUUACAGGCGUGAGCCACCGUGCCUGGCCUUUUUUUUUUUUUUUUUUUGACUUUGCUACUCUGAAGUACAUUUUAAGGUACAAAUUCAAGUUUUAUCUCCUUGACCAAAUCUUUCCUGAUAAUUCUAGACCUUCUUUAUAUUCUUAAUAUACUUUUAUCUUUACUCUUCAAUUUAAUUUUUUCUUAUUUUUGUAUUUUAUACUAGUUUCAUGAGCAUUUGUCUUCACUCUGCGACAACAAGCUUCUUGAAGGCAAAGACCAUAUUUUAAGUAUCUUUUGUGUCCUAGAUGCACUGAGUAAAAUUCCAGGGAUGCCGUUGAUCAUAAGUUUGUUAUAAUUUUUAAAAAUAGACUUUAAAAUUUAGAUUUACAGAAACAUUGAGAAGAUAGUGCAGAGUUCCUACCUAUCCUACACUGUUUCCCAUAUUAUUAACGUCUUACAUUCCUGUGAUCAUUUGUCGGUAUUAAUAAACCAAUAUUGAUACAUUAUCACAGAGACCAUACUUUAUCAGGUUUCCACAGGUUUUUUUCCUUAAUGUUCUUUCAUUGUCCCAGGAUCCUAUCCACAAUACCACAUUACAUUUAGUAAUUAUGUCUCCUUAGCUCCUCUUGGUUGUGGCAAUUUCUCAGACUUUCCCUGUAUUUAAUGACCUUGGCAGUUUUGAAGAUUACUGGUCAGGUUUUGUUUGUUUGUUUUUUUUUGAGACAGGAUCUCCCUCUGUCACCAAGACUGGAGUGCAGUGGAACGAUCUCAGCUCACUGCAGCCUCAACACUCUGGGGUCAAGUGAUCCUCCGACCUCAAUGUCCGGAGUAGCUGGGCCCAGAGAUGUGUGCCAUCAUGCUCUGCUAAUUUUUGUACUUUUUGUAGAGAUGGGGUUUCACCACGGUGCCCAGGCUGGUCUCGAACUCCUAGAACCAAGCAAUCUGCCCUCCUCAGUUUCCUAAAGUGCUGAGAUUACAGGCGUGAGCCACUGUGCCUAGCCAUGGUCAGGUAUUUUUAUAGAACGUUCUUUGGGAUUUAUCUGAUGUUUUUAUUGUGGUUAGGCCAAGAAUGUAAUAUGCUUUUGGAAGGAAGACCACAGAGCUAAAGUGUCAUUCUCAUCACAUAUUAGGGAUGUAUACUACCAGUAUGACUUAUCAGUGUUGAUGUUAACCCUGCUCAUCUGGCUUGAGGCAGAGUUUGUUUUCUGCAAAGUUACUCUUUCCUCCUCUCUUUCCUACUGUACUCUGGAAAAUCAUCACUAUGUACAGCCCACACUUAGUGGUGAUGAGUUAUGUUCUACCUCCUUAAGGAUGGUGUAUCUACUUAAAUUUCAUUGCUAAGUUAUUUCAGCUUUGGCCAUUGGGAGCUCUUUAAGUUGGGUCCUGUAUCCUUUCUCUUUGACAUAUCUCCAUCAUUGUGUGUGUACUUUCUUACUUUCUGGCAACAUAAGAUGCUCUAAGGUUCAUCUUGUAUAUUUUCUGCUCCAGUCCUGUAAUCAGUCAUUUCUGAAAGAGCCCUGGUACCUUUUAUUGAAGAAUGGUGUUACAAACAAAGAUCUGGGUGAUAGGUGUGCUUGUUGGUACUGAAGUGUUGUUGCUUCUAGGCCAUCUCAAGUGACAGAGGAAGGAGAUAUAUGUGUACAUAUUAACCUGUGUAUAUACACAUAUCUAUAUAUGUUUCUAUAUGUAACUGUGUCUUUAUUAAGCUAAACAUGACUUCAUGAUGUCUCCAACCCUAAUUCAUUACCACAUGUAUCAUUCUAACCUUACCUUGCUUAUAUGUAACCUCCUGCUUCACCAGUGAAAAACCUGCCUCCCACCAUCUGCCAGAAUUAAUUACUCAAUUCCAGCAUACAGGUAUAGUGGUUUCAGAACUGUUAAUCUGUAUACCUGUGGGAAACUAGUUUAUCAACUAGAGACUUACAGAUAGUUCUUUUUGCCUUUAGUUUUAUAGACAGCACUCAUUUCUAAUGUUUUUUAGGUCAGUAGCUUUCCCUACUUACUUCCUGAAGUCUCGUAUAUUUGUAAUAGAUUCAGAUUUUGUCACAUUCUGCAUUUUUUGCUAAGCUACCUUUAUCUCCUAAUUAAGAAUUUGCACACAUUAAAGUUUAUUCUUUGUGAUAUAAAUUUCUAUGGGUUUUGACAGACUUCUAGUAUUUUAUGUUUAACAUUACAGUAUCAUACAGAUUAGUUCCACAGCUCUGGAAAGUUUGUCUGUCACCAAUUUACUUCCCUCACACCAGCCUCUGGCAACCUCACUGAUCUUUUAACUGUCUCUAUAGUUUUGCCUUUUUUAGAAUGUCAAUAUAUUAUAUUUUAAAAAGUGUUUUUGAGUGGUCUUUUUUUUAAUGCUCACAGUAUUUUGUUAAGGAGUGGGAGAUAUAGGUACAAGAUAAAUAACAUUUAGAAGUUUUUUGUUUUUUUUUUUUUUUUUUUUUUUUUUUUGAGAGACGGAGUCUUGCUCUGUCGCCAGGCUGGAGUGCAGUGGCGCAAUCUUGGCUCACUGCAGCCUCUGCCUCCCGAAUUCAAGUGAUUCUUCUGCCUCAGCCUCCUGAGUAGCUGGGGCUACAGGUGCGUGCCACCAUGCCCAGCUAAUUUUUGUAUUUUUAAUAGAGACAGGAUUUCCUCAUGUUGGCCAGGGUGGUCUCGAUCUCUUGACCUCAUCAUGAUCUGCCCUCCUUGGCCUCCCAAAGUGCUGGGAUUACAGGCGUGAGCCAGUGUGCCUAGCCCAGUAUUUUUUUUUUCUUGAGGUAAGAUUCCUAUAAAAUACCAUUUAUGAUUUGAAAUAUGUAGUUAACCAUUUUAAAUCUACAGUUAAGUGGCUUUUAGUUCAUUCACAGUGUAACAUGUGCAACCACCACCACUGUCAAACUCUAGAACAUUUUCAUCACCCCAAAAAGAAACCCCAUACCUAUUAAUCAGUCCUUCUCUUUGUUCCCUGGCAACCACAGUCUGAUUUUUGUCCUGUGGGUUUGCCUAUUCUAAACAUGUCACAUAAAUGGAAUCAUAUAAUACCUGGCCUUUUGGGUUUUUUUUGUUUAUGUUAUGUUAUGUUAUGUUAUGUUAUGUUAUGUUAUGUUAUGUUAUGUUAUUUGAGACGGAGUCUCACUCUGUCUCCCAGGCUGGAGUGCAGUGGUGUGAUCUCGGCUCACUGCAACCUCCGCCUCCCGGGUUCCAGGGAUUCUCCCACCUCAGCCUCACGAGUAGCUGGGAUUACAGGUGCACACACCACACCUGGCUAAUUUUUUCUGUUGUUGUUUUGGUAGAAAUGGUUUCACCAUGUUGGCCAGGCUGGUCUUGAACUCCUGACCUCAAGUGAUCAGUCCACCUCAGCCUCCCAAAGUGCUGGGAUUAUAGGCGUGAGCCAUUGUGCCCUGCCUGCCCUUUUGUUUUUAGCUUCUUUCACUUAACAGUGUUUUUAUUCAUCCAUGUUGUAGCAAGUAUCAGUACUUCAUUCCUUUCUUAUGGCAUAGUAAUAUUCCAUUGUAUGGAUACACCACAUUUUGUGUACCUGUUCAUCAGUAGGCUGUUCUGAAUAAUGCCACUUUUUUGCUAUUAUGAAUAAUGCUGCCUUGAAUAUUCUUGUAUAAGCUUUUGUUUGAACAUACGUUUUCAAUUCUCUUGAGUAUGUAACCACUGUGUUUCUUUUGAUAAGUUUAUUAUCAUAUAAAGUAGAAAGUUAUCCAAUGGCUUGACUUUGGAUAAAGUGCUGAAAGAAUGCUACUUUAUCCUGGAAUAUGGUAUUCCUUAGUGAAUACUGAAAUCACAUAAUUUUCUUGUUGUCUUUAUAGAAUAAAGAAUUUUGGUCCAGAUAGGGUAACAGUAGAUAGCCUUCCUCUAGAAUUCUGUCAGAAGAACAUCCUGGGUUAUGUGAACCAUUCAGUUAUCUGUCUGAGAGCAGCAGGUGUUCUCUCACUGUGCAGUUGAGUUAUGAGGUCUGCUAGUGGUCUCAAGCAGUCUCCCAGUGUAUGAAUUGCGUUUAACAUUAUGUAUUCAAGCUGGGCACAGUGGCUCACGCCUGUAAUCCCAGCACUUUGGGAGGCUGAGGUGGGUGGAUCACGAGGUCAAGAGAUCGAGACCAUCCUGGCCAACAUGAUGAAACCAUGUCUCUACUAAAAAUACAAAAAUUAGCCGGGCGUGGUGGUGGGUGCCUGUAAUCCCAGCUACUCGGGAGGCUGAGGCAGGAGAAUUGCUUGAACCCAGGAGGCGGAGGUUGCAGUGAGCCGAGAUUGCGCCACUGCACUCCAGCCUGGUGACAGAGUGAGACUCCGUCUCAAAAAACAAACAAACAAAAAAACCCGUUAUGUAUUCAGAGGGAUAGUAGGCAGGAUUCCCAUUCUGUAAUCUAUUUGGCAUCAAUGAUGUUACAGAGAUUUUAUUCUGACUAACCACAUUCCCUCAGGUUUGAACUAUGAUAGAAUGGCAUCAAAUAUUGUUUUCCUUUUUUUUAUUUUUUGAGAUGAAGUCUCUCUGUCUCACCCAAGCUGGAGUGCAAUGGCGUGAUCUCAGCUCACUACAACCUCUGCUUCCUGGGUUCAAGCAAUUCUCCUGCCUUAGCCUCCCGAGUAGCUGGGAUUACAGGCACCCGCCAUCAUGCCUGGCUAAUUUUUGUGUUUUUGUAGAGACAGAGUUUCACCAUGUUGGCCAGGCUGGUCUUGAACUCCUGACCUCAGGUGAUCCUUUUUCUACUUCAACACCUGACCCCAAAGCUUCGUUUUGCAGUGAUUGCUUUGACACCUUUGCUUUGACAAAUUCAUUUUCCUCAGGAAGACUUGGCAAAAGUUUUCUUCUUUUGCCAGUUUGGGGCAACCUGCCCAAUUCAUUGAAACCUAUUGUUGUUUUUCAGAUUUCUUGAAAACAAGGAACAUUCUUUGCUGUAGCUUAUUUAUUUACCUAUUUAUUUAGAAACAGGGUCUCACUUUGUCGCCCAGGCUGGAGUGCAGUGGUGCAAUCAAAGCUCACUGCAGCCUGGACCUCCCAGGUUCAAGGGAUCCUCCUGCCUCAGCUCCCUGAGUAGCUGGGACUACAGGUGUGUCCCACCGUGUCUGGCUAAUUUUUGCAUUUUUUGUAGAGAUGGGGUUUUGCCAUGUUGCCCAGGCUGGUUUUGAAUCCUGCGCUCAAGCAACCGCCUCGGCCUCCCAAAGUGCUAGGAUUACAGGUAUUAAUCUCUGGAGAAGACACAUCCACAGUUAGCACUUUCUUCAGAUGCUGACGCUCGGUGAACAGUUGCCCUUGGUCACAAGAUUUAGAAGACACAGUGUCCAUCCUCCCAGAUUGGAUCUCUUUUUCAUAUGGAUCUUCUGUUUCUAUGUCUUUUUUAAAAAUAACUUUUUGGGAAACCUUUUGGAUUACAACUGUUCAUCCUCACCUAUGCAAAGAAAGGGAAGCAAUUAUUGCUGGGAUUUUGAGGAGAUCGAACGGUUGGAAGUAAGCAGCCUUGCCCAAACGUCCAGUGCAGUGGCCUCCAGUACCGAUGGCAGCAUCCACACAGACUCCGUGGAUGGAACACCAGACCCUCAGCGCACAAAGGCUGCCAUUGCUCACCUGCAGCAGAAGAUUUUGAAGCUCACAGAACAAAUCAAGAUUGCACAAACAGCCCGGGACGACAACGUUGCUGAAUACUUGAAGCUUGCCAACAGUGCAGACAAACAGCAGGCUGCCCGCAUCAAGCAGGUCUUUGAGAAGAAGAACCAGAAAUCUGCCCAAACUAUCCUCCAGCUGCAAAAGAAACUUGAGCACUACCACAGGAAGCUCAGAGAGGUGGAGCAGAAUGGGAUCCCCCGGCAGCCAAAGGAUGUCUUCAGGGACAUGCACCAGGGUCUGAAGGAUGUGGGAGCAAAGGUGACUGGCUUCAGUGAAGGUGUGGUGGAUAGUGUCAAAGGUGGGUUUUCCAGCUUCUCCCAGGCCACCCAUUCAGCAGCAGGCGCUGUAGUCUCAAAGCCCAGAGAGAUUGCCUCACUCAUUCGGAACAAAUUUGGCAGUGCAGACAACAUCCCCAACCUGAAGGACUCUUUAGAGGAAGGGCAAGUGGAUGAUGCAGGGAAGGCUUUGGGAGUGAUUUCGAACUUUCAGUCUAGCCCAAAAUAUGGUAGUGAAGAAGAUUGUUCUAGUGCCACUUCAGGCUCAGUGGGAGCCAACAGCACCACAGGGGGCAUCGCUGUAGGAGCAUCCAGCUCCAAAACAAACACCCUGGACAUGCAGAGCUCAGGAUUUGAUGCACUACUACAUGAGAUCCAGGAGAUCCGGGAAACCCAGGCCAGACUAGAGGAAUCCUUUGAGACUCUCAAGGAACAUUAUCAGAGGGACUAUUCCUUAAUAAUGCAGACCUUACAGGAGGAGCGAUAUAGAUGUGAACGAUUAGAAGAACAGCUAAAUGACCUAACAGAGCUCCACCAGAAUGAAAUCUUGAACUUGAAGCAGGAACUGGCAAGCAUGGAAGAAAAAAUCGCAUAUCAGUCCUAUGAACGGGCCCGGGACAUCCAGGAGGCCCUGGAGGCAUGCCAGACGCGCAUCUCCAAGAUGGAGCUGCAGCAGCAGCAACAGCAGGUGGUGCAGCUAGAAGGGCUGGAGAAUGCCACUGCCCGGAACCUUCUGGGCAAACUCAUCAACAUCCUCCUGGCUGUCAUGGCAGUCCUUUUGGUCUUUGUCUCCACUGUAGCCAACUGUGUGGUCCCCCUCAUGAAGACUCGCAACAGGACGUUCAGCACUUUAUUCCUUGUGGUUUUCAUUGCCUUUCUCUGGAAGCACUGGGACGCCCUCUUCAGCUACGUGGAACGGUUCUUUUCAUCCCCUAGAUGAUGCUGGCACAGAAGGCAUUGUUCCCCACCCUCUGGCGAGUGCAUGCAGCAGAGAGUUAGACAGCAACUUACCUACUCUGAAGUUUUCUACAACAACAAGAGUUGAGUGAAUCUGUUUACAUUUAGAAUAAUGUUUUUUUCUUCAAGAGACGCAAUUGCAAUAGUAUUUUUUAGAUUUUAUCCAAGAAGUUUUUUGGGCGAAAAUCUUGGAUCAUUUUUAUGUAGCAUGAUUUUCCUUGGGAUGCAAAUCUUAAAACAGUCCUUUAAUAUGAACCAACAAUCUGGAGCACACCGAAGGGCAAUCUAAAUUGUGGCUUGAAGGACUGCACUAAAACCCACUAAAAAGAUGCGAAAACCUGAUUAGGGCAAACCAGUUAAACCUAACACCCUGCCUUGUCUGGGCUCAUCACCUCUCCCUAUCCCAGACUAACUUUACUGUGAAAUCCUACCACAUUCCAUGUCUGAAUUUUUUGAUUCGGGGUGGAUUUUCGUUGUCCGUGGAAGAACACAUGGAUCUCUCUGACUUUCUCACCCAAGUUGGCCACUUACGCUAACCCUGGAAGUAUGACCACUUUUGAACCUGCCCCUUAACCUUUACGAGGAUACAAAAGUGAAAGCAUCAUCCCCCAAAGGAUCACUGCACAGUCCUACUACAGUAUUUUUAAGUAGCCCUCUAAAUACUUAAUUUUAAGCAAAAUCCCUUGGCCGCACUUUUAAGGUUUUUUUUAUAUGUGUAUAGUUACCAACCUAAAAAUAAAAAAUCCGAACAGCAUACUUGAAGAAUGUAAUACUCAAACUCUCAGUGCUUCCUUAUGGUUUCUAAUAGGAUUUUUUAUUAUUGUUAUUAUUAUUAUUGGGUUUUUUUGGACAGGGGUGGGAGGGUCUUUUAUUUUUCCUUUGAAAUAAAGAAGUGAUGUUUUUAAAUGGAGAAAUGUGUGGAUAUUUAAGUGUGCUGCUCCCUCUUGUCUUGAAACAGUUUGAGUAAGAAAGUCUUGCUGUAAAUGCUGCCCUCUGCUGCCUUUGUUUUGAGAUGCAGUUUAAACUCCCUCUGGCUGCUGCUGCUGCUUUUUGGUGUCCCGACAUCCCUACGCCCCCGUUUUAUGGGUUUGGCUUAGUUGAAGAGGAAAGGGUUGUGCAAAGAGAGCAGGAGGCUGUUUCCACAAACCAGUGUAGUAGGAUAGGGAUUUUUUUUUUUUUUGCCCCAAGAAAAUGUUCACCCAGUGAUCUUGGGCUGGGGUUUAGGAAAAGUUGAGACUUAAAGUCAUAAAUAAGUCCUUGUGUUUCCUUAAUUUAUUUUGUUAAUACCCCUAAUUACAACCAAAGUGAUGAUGUGGAGUCUUCUGUCUUCAUUUUGUCCCCAGCAUUCUUAAUUUCAAAGCUUUAUUCUGUCUGCCUAAGAGAAUCAACCAAAGGUGAUUCUCCUAAAGAGCAUGCUCGUGAAGGAAAUGUCAGGUUAGCAGGACCCAAGUUUUGGGUGUGAAAUGUUGCCAACUUCCUAUAAUGUAAACGGACUUGUUAACCUAACCUAAUUAUGCUCAGUGGACUUCUAUAGAUGGUUUUGAAAAAUGAACUGAGCUGCCUUCCCCCAUCCCAUAACCAGUUCCAUCAUCCUGGUGGAACUUGAACAUUUAGAGUUUAUCUAGAGAGCUUGGUUAAUCUUUCCAUAUUAUUUGUAGUAUUGGUCACAAAUGCUGUGCCCUCUUAGCCUCAUUCUGUGCAACCAAGUGCAUAUAAGAUGCCCUGAAAAGAGUAGCAAAGUAUGCUUUGCCUGUUCCCCCUUACCAGGAAAUUCCUUCAGAACUAGAUUUGCAUUGCCCUGCCUGUCUGAAAGGACAGUUUACCUAAUGGUGCCAGCCUCCUUUUGCUUUGGCAAGCUGGAUUUCUCAGAGCCAGCAUGUUGUUUCCAUAACUACUUUGAUAUUUUAACUCAGGUACCCCAGUCUUCACCCCAACCUCAGCUGAUUGUAGUACACCUGCUAGCUCUGUUGCCCCCUCAAAACUGCACCCAGAGCAGGGCCACAAGGGUGAUAUUUUUCUUUAAAAGAAAAUAAUUAGAACCAAUUCAUGUUCAUGCCAAAAACAAAUUGUCCCCAAGCCUAUAUAUAUUAAAAUGUUAACUUUGCCUAAAAAUAUCGCAGUGACUUUUUAGGCAGGAGUGCCAAAGGACACUAUGAACUUUUUGAACUAACAUUUUCUCCUAACUUUCUGCUUUAGCGUAAUUGCUCAGAGUAGAGAGCCCCCGCAAAGUUAUUUAAAAGAUGCCCUAGCAGUAAUCCACCAGUUUUUCUAAGCUAGAACCUUUGAGUCCCCCAAACUGCCUGAAGACUUAAGUUUUGUGGGCACUGGAAGUCACUUUGAUAGAUGGAUUGAAACUGUUCCUAUUUGCCCUGGGACGGUUUCUAUCAAAGGAAGGUUUUCACCUGUAGAAAGCCCCCUGUGCUCCAGCCAAAUAGUCCCAUGCUGACUUUCUAUCUUCCUUUCUCAAACUGUCUUAGGAAGGACCUUCAGUGCAGAUCAGGUGCAGUAAUGGCUUUCUAGCCCUCUUGUCCCUUAAUUAUUCACCAGACCCAGAAGUUGUGUGCAUUUAAUGCUGUUUGUAACCAUGCAUCUGUUUUCAUUCUUUGCUGUACCUUUUGCUGCCCAUCCUGUUACUUUUGAGUUUCUUUCAUUGUGGUUGUUCUUGGGUUCUUUUGUCUUUUCAGAGCUCUUCUAUAACCUUGCUCUAGUGGCUUAACAGUUGUUCUGGGUGGAAACUUCCCCUCAUUUGAAUGCUCCUCUAAAAAAAAGAAAGAAGAUAAAACUAUAUUCAUUCCCUUUAAAAUGAAACAUUCCUGGAUUAUUUGUCCAUGCCUCUAGCCUGGGUGAGUGAAGCUGGCUGUGUUGGCCUAGGUGAUCGUUCAGGUUGUAGAAUGCGCAUUUUACAUUGUUUAUGAUAAUUGAAGGGUACUUCUGUCUGCUCCAAUUUCCAUUCCUUGGUAUACUCAGUAUGUCCUAGUAAGGAAGGCUUUCCACUCUACUGGCUCCUUAAGAAGCAAAAGUAGGUUAAAUUUUAUACUUCACUGAUUAGGGUCUUCUCUCUCCCCUGUUCUAAAUGGAGUAAAAGUCUGAUGCCAAGACAAAUAUUGGAAGCGAGCCUUCCUCACUAGCCAUGUCCAAAUAAUGAGCGUAUUUUCAUGUGGUCUUCACCGCAUUUAGUUUUGUUUCUGAUUUCAUGUUCCUUUGAGGUACAGUCAGAUGAAAAUGCUGAGUUCUGAGAGAGUUCCAAUGAGGAGCUGCCUUUCAGCUUUGGAAAAUAUGCGUCUAAAACAAAACCAAACAUUAUUGUAAUCUGACACAGGCAAAAUUAUGGUUCCCACACCCCAACCCCAAAUGAAAUCUGGGAUUUUGAAUGUGGCUCUAACAGUUAACAUUACUGUCUGUAUGUCGUGUAUGCUAGGUUGCUAGGUGAUAUCCUCAGUAGGGAUUGACUACUAGACUGUGUGUUUUAUCAAAGUGUGUAAGAAUAAAAACUCACUUGCACGAAUUGAAACAUAAAGAAAUGACACUUGUGAACGUGUGAACGUUAACACUGUAGUUGAUAGAUCUUAAGCUGCUAAUUGUUGAGAGAGAUUUAAAUUUAUGUUCUGUCUGGUCGCUGCAGAUUCUCAGCAGCACUUUUACUGUAUAUAGAAAUUGAAAUAAAGACCUCAGCUAUUAA
Molecule: messenger RNA, 11218 nt
Organism: Symphalangus syndactylus (siamang)
Lineage: Eukaryota; Metazoa; Chordata; Mammalia; Primates; Hylobatidae
Gene: TMCC1
Product: transmembrane and coiled-coil domain family 1
Biological process (GO): endosomal transport; membrane fission; endosome fission
Cellular component (GO): endomembrane system
Source: RefSeq, a predicted model, not a curated record